Castor canadensis (American beaver) is the source of this 825-nucleotide messenger RNA. NCBI's taxonomy places the organism in Eukaryota, Metazoa, Chordata, Mammalia, Rodentia, Castoridae. The record is from RefSeq and is a predicted model, not a curated record.
AGAGCAAAACUUGCUUCCUGUUGUGAUGCUGUUCAAAACUUCGUUGGUUUCUCAAACAACACUCCAGUUGGAACUAACAUGAGUUACGAGGUGGAAAGUAAAAGGCGAAUUCCAAUUAGAGAGAACAUAUUCCAUAUGUUGCCCGUGUCCCAGCCUUUUGCCGAGUACCCUUACAAUCAUUGUGCUGUGGUUGGAAAUGGGGGAAUUCUGAACAAGUCUCUCUGUGGAGCUGAAAUAGAUAAAUCUGACUUCGUUUUUAGAUGUAACUUGCCUCCGACCACAGGAAAUGUUAGUGAAGAUGUUGGCAGCAAGACAAAUCUGGUGACUGUAAAUCCCAGCAUAUAACACUCAAGUAAAUAUGGGAACUUAAAGGAGAAGAAAGCAACGUUUCUGGAGGACAUUGCCACUUAUGGAGAUGCAUUCCUCCUUCUGCCAGCGUUUUCCUUCCGGGCCAACACUGGCACCUCUUUCAAAGUGUACUACACACUCAAACAGUCUCAAGCAAGGCAAAAGGUUCUCUUUUUCCAUCCCAAGUACCUGAAACACCUUGCCCUUUUCUGGAGAACUAAAGGUGUGACUGCCUACCGCCUGUCCACUGGCUUGAUGAUCACAAGUGUUGCAGUGGAACUGUGUGAAAAUGUGAAGCUGUAUGGAUUCUGGCCCUUCUCUAAAACUAUAGAAGACACACCCAUCAGCCAUCACUACUACGACAACACGCUACCUAAACGUGGUUUCCACCAGAUGCCCAAGGAAUAUAACCAAAUCCUCCAGCUUCAUGUGAAAGGAAUCCUCAAACUACAAUUUAGCAAAUGUCAAGUAGCUUAA